This is a messenger RNA of Ochotona princeps (American pika), 988 nucleotides long. It is a transcript of the gene HPGDS, whose product is annotated as hematopoietic prostaglandin D synthase. The record is from RefSeq and is a predicted model, not a curated record. The coding region runs from base 206 to 805 and encodes 199 amino acids. Lineage: Eukaryota; Metazoa; Chordata; Mammalia; Lagomorpha; Ochotonidae. Gene Ontology annotation, molecular function: glutathione transferase activity. The transcript has 6 exons. Gene Ontology annotation, biological process: glutathione metabolic process.
AUCUCAGUUUUGGCAGGCUUACACAUGUAGGACAGGUAGGACAUUCACAUUUCAUCUAAGGAUUGAGAGAAGAGAUGAAGUGGAACUGAAGUGGCUGCUUUAGUCAUUGGCGGUGACUAUCACUCAUCACAAAAACCGAGCUGCAGCCACAUCCUCAUCCACAGAAGAGACCAGAGACCCCAGAGCCGACACAUAAUAUCACACCAUGCCAAACUACAAACUCACUUAUUUUAAUAUGAGAGGGAGAGCAGAAAUUAUCCGCUACAUAUUUGCUUAUUUGGACAUAAAGUAUGAAGACCGCAGAAUAGAACUAACUGACUGGCCUGAAAUCAAAUCAUGUAUCCCAUUUCACAAAAUUCCCAUUUUGGAAGUUGAUGGAGUUGUCCUUCACCAGAGCUUGGCAAUAGCAAGAUACCUGGCCAAGAACACAGAUUUGGCCGGAAAAACAGAAAUGGAACAAUGUCAAGUUGAUGCAAUUGUGGACACACUGGAUGAUUUCAUGUCACUUUUUCCUUGGGCAGAGAAGAAUCAAGAUAGAAAAACUCAGGUGUUUCAAGAGCUGCUCACGGGUGAAGCACCUCACCUUCUGCAAGAUCUGGACACGUAUUUAGGAGAAAAAGAGUGGUUCAUUGGUAACUCCGUAACUUGGGCAGAUUUCUACUGGGAUAUAUGCAGUACCACUCUUUUACUCUUGAAACCUGACUUACUGGACAUUCAUCCGAGGCUGGAAACCUUACGAAAGAGAGUGCAAGCCCUGCCUUCCAUCGCUAACUGGAUCCAGCAGAGGCCCCAGACCAGGUUCUAGCUGGGAUGUGCUGCCUCCACAGCAUCUCUUAGGCCAGAUUCACCUGAACUAUCAAUUCAGCAAACAAUCCACACUCCCGACCUCCAACAAGCCUCUGGCUUCUGCUAUGCUGUUUCCUGCUUUUAAAACAUGCAUUAAGUUUCUAGUAUUUCUAUAUAUGCUUAAUAAAAUUUCUUCAGAAUA